AUGAUUACUGACUGCAUGGAAUUUGCCAGGAAAUGCCACAUUUUCCAUCUCCAUGGCGAAACUCUCCAUCAACCCCAAAAUACUCUGGCAUCAUGGCUGUUUGUAGCUUGGGGAACAAACAAACUCAGACCGAUAGAUCCUCCAUCCUCUACUGGUCACAAGAAAAUAUUGGCAGCAACAGACUCUUUCUCACGUUGGACCAAAGCUGUUAAGCUCAGAGAAGUCAAAGCAAUAACGGUCAACAAGUUUUUCCUGAACAACAUUAACUAUCGGUUUGGGGUCCCCAUCAGAUCACCUCCGAUAAUGGGAAGUCCUUCCAGAACACCAAGGUGUGGAAGUUCGCCAAUCAGUCUCAUCUUUACUGGAUCUACUCCACCAUAUACAAUGCGCGACCCAAUGGACUAG
Dioscorea cayenensis subsp. rotundata (Guinea yam) is the source of this 405-nucleotide messenger RNA. RefSeq lists its product as uncharacterized. The coding region runs from base 1 to 405 and encodes 134 amino acids. The transcript has a single exon. Gene Ontology annotation, molecular function: nucleic acid binding. The record is from RefSeq and is a predicted model, not a curated record. Lineage: Eukaryota; Viridiplantae; Streptophyta; Magnoliopsida; Dioscoreales; Dioscoreaceae.